Molecule: messenger RNA, 234 nt
Organism: Paramecium pentaurelia
Lineage: Eukaryota; Ciliophora; Oligohymenophorea; Peniculida; Parameciidae
Source: the annotation of a GenBank genome assembly
AUGAAUAGAAAGUUCGACAAUCUUAAAGUUCAAACAAAGUUUGAUUUUGAUGCCAUCAUUUCCUAACUUGACAAUGAAUCACCUCUAGCAUAAAUAUAUACAAAAAAGUUUUCAGGAAUUAAGAAUCUUGAAUUAUAUGAGACACCUGAUGACUAAUAUGAAACACCUAAAGAUUCCUGUAAUUCAUUAAUUGAAGACCUUAUAAUUACUAAAUAGAGUAAAAAAGAAUUGUGA